Saprolegnia parasitica CBS 223.65 is the source of this 670-nucleotide messenger RNA. RefSeq lists its product as hypothetical. NCBI's taxonomy places the organism in Eukaryota, Oomycota, Saprolegniomycetes, Saprolegniales, Saprolegniaceae. The coding region runs from base 23 to 670 and encodes 215 amino acids. The record is from RefSeq and is a predicted model, not a curated record. The transcript is spliced from 5 exons.
AGCCAAUCCGCGAGUGCGGAUCAUGGCCGACGAAGCGCCGCUGGAGCAGCGGUUCGCGGCCGCGAGCACCGAGUUCGCGCGGACGACCAUACGAACCAAGGAAGACGCGCAGAAGCUGCAUGGACGCGUCAACGACUGGCGAGAGGACGUCAACACGCUCGCAGGCCAGAUUGCCGCCCAGCUCAAUGUUUGCAAGUCGCUGCGGACGAGCAAGGCCAUGCACUCGAUCGCGGCAACGCCGACGCCGCUCGACGUAGUUCGCUUCAGCGACGUCGACCCGUUCCACUUGAUGCGGUCCGACAUCCGCAGCCUGUAUGAUUUUCGGCUCUCGACCUUGCGCUCGCAGAUUCUCGACGCCAGCAACACCACGAGCAUCGACUUGGAGCUCGACAAGGACGCGGCGCAGCUCAAGCUCAUCUUGGACGAGCCAUCAACGGUCGAGAAGGCCGGAGAUGCAGACACGGCAUUUCAGUCGAUGCUCAAGUUUACGCUGGCGAAAAGCGACUUGUGCUGCAAAAUUGCCGACGAUGUACUCCGGACGAAGCGCGCGACGGACCUCGAACGCGGUAUCGAGGACGAAGGGCUCACGAUUGAUGCACGUGCGUCCGUACUUCUCUCGCGCGAGACCAAGUUAUUCAUAUCCUUUUAUGCUGCGGAUUUGCACAUAUGA